GGCAUAAAAGCAAUUGUUGUUGAGGAAACUCCAUCUCAGUCCGUCAGCGUGACUGUUGGGGCCGGAUUUACUGCGCUCUGUUCGACGUGGGAGCGCGCUGGAUUUAAAGGUGACCCACAGUGUCGGCACCAUCUCCCAGCAGGACUGCAAGCUCUGAGCCGGGACGGACCGUGGAUCUCGUGGGAGCCAUGGAGACACGAACCAGCGGUGGUCAUGGUGUCUGCCUGCUCACCGGGACAAGCUGAGCGGAGCGACCCGCACUGCCGUCUGCUGGGGGGCCGCCUGCCCAGCCGCCCGCCUGCCGUGCAAACAGCUUUCCCACAGUUUGGACCUCGCGGGGACUUCGGGGUCAAAAUGAGAAACUCCAGCCAGCUGGCCAGACUGAGGGUGCUGCUUUUCCUGGUCACCUGCCCCCUGCUGGCCAUGAUACAGGGUGUGGCCGGUAAGAGCGAGGGCGGCCGGCUCAGGGAGAGCGCCCCGGACAGGUGCAUGAGACACCACUUUGUGGAGACCAUCACCCAUCCUACCUACAAGUGCAACUCCAAGAUGGUGCUGCUGGCACGCUGCGAGGGCCACUGCAGCCACACGUCACGCUCGGACCCCCUGGUUUCCUUCAGCUCUGUACUCAAGCAGCCCUUCAAAAACAGCUGUUCCUGCUGCAGGCCCAACACGUCCAAACUGAAGGCCGUGCGCCUGCGCUGUGCCGGCGGCUCCCGCAUUACUGCCACCUAUCGCUACAUCCUGGCCUGCCGCUGCGAGGACUGCAGCUGAGCUCCAGACCUCCUGUCCCAGGAGGAAAAGGCGGCAGGAAACCUGGUCGAGUUACUCUGCUCGGGCUGCCACAACCACGCGACGUGCAUCUCCGGCACUCUGCGGAAGAAUGCGGAGACGUAAAAAGCACUGGGCUGCAUCUGUGACUCGUCUCUGCCAGUCCAUUAAUAUUUAAUGCGUUUCCAUGCUUUGAUCUGUGCAAGUGAAGGAAUUAAAAAAAGCCUGGCAAAGAACACCCUGCCAUCAUACAUCACGUUGCUGUGGCACCGUAUCCCUCCACCCAGGAAGUGACCUAAUCGCUGUGCAAGGCCUCAUAAAUGUUGGAACAGGGACGGGGUGCAUUGUGGGUACAGGGUCUUGACACUUGUUUUUGAGCAGCUGUUUGUUGACGCAACUGUGAAUGUUUUUCACACAGUCCAAGCCUCAAACAUAUAUUCCACACAACUACUCUUAUGAUUUUUUUUGUUGCUAUUUUUAUCGUUAUUGUUAGUUUUCUUAGCAUUUCAAUAAUUGUUAUAAGUAAUAACUUUACAAAUAUUAUUACCCUGUUACUAGGAGGGUUUUGGUGAGAGAACCUGAGCAUUCACAUGAAUGAGUUAAAGACUGAAACAAAUAUUGAGCUAUUAAAGGAAUAACCUGUAGCAUGCAGUUAAUGCGGCUCCGCCGCCUCAAUGCGGCAUGCAUUACCUGCACCAAGCAUUACUGUUCAUCAAAGGAUAUCCAUGCACUUUAUUACAGGUAAUCAGGAAUGAAAGUCAUUCCGCGGGGAGGGGGGGGACGGGGGUUAAAAACCCUCCAGACACAAAUGCCCUUGCAGUCUUCUCCCGACUUUCACUGACUGCAGUGAAAUUCCUGCACAGAAAUUGACUUGUUUGUGCAAAGCAACUUCAAUCUAAAUUCAGCAUGCGACUGAUCCUGCAGACAUACUUCUUUUGUUGAGUAAAAAUUUCACCUCAUUGUGUCAGCUGUCGACUUAAAACGUACUCACAUUCUCUAAUACAAUGUGGCUUUGGUCGGGGGCAUAAUUUAGUCAUCAGCUGAUCUGACAGCACAACAGAUUGAACAUAAUGCCUGUCACUUAAAAUGCACGGGUGAACGGAGUACACAGCAUGUGUCCAAAGAUGUGCUAACGUGGUAUGUACAGUAUGUGGGGUUGUGUAAUAAUUCCAUUAAACACUC
This is a messenger RNA of Brienomyrus brachyistius, 1950 nucleotides long. Its product is annotated as norrin-like. Bases 214 to 771 code for a protein of 185 amino acids. Gene Ontology annotation, biological process: Wnt signaling pathway. The transcript has 3 exons. The record is from RefSeq and is a predicted model, not a curated record. NCBI's taxonomy places the organism in Eukaryota, Metazoa, Chordata, Actinopteri, Osteoglossiformes, Mormyridae.